AUGUCGCCCUCCUCCUCUUCCAUCGCCCGCAAUCGUCUCGCAUCCCUCUCCUCGCACAUCAUGGGUUCCACCAACACCUCCGUAUUUUCCCCCUCGACCGUCUCUGCUGCCCCCGAGGAUCCUCUCUUUGGGUUAGCACAGGCCUAUCGCCAGGAUCCUUCUGAUAAGAAGGUCGAUCUCGUCAUCGGCGCCUAUCGCGACAACAACGCCAAACCCUGGAUUCUACCCGUCGUUCGCAAGGCCAACGAAGCCCUUAGUCAGGAGGGAUACGAUUAUGAAUACCUCCCUAUCAAGGGUCUUGCCAGUUUCACCUCCGCCGCGCAGAAAGUGAUCUUAGGAGUCGAUAGCCCGGCAAUCCGUGAGAAACGAGCAUGCACUCUGCAAACCAUCUCCGGCACUGGCGCCGUACAUUUGGGCGCUCUCUUCCUCUCUAAGUUCCACCCCGCAAAUCCUAAACCCCAGGUCUACCUCUCCUCGCCCACCUGGGCCAACCACCACCAGAUCUUCACCAACGUCGGCCUCACCCUCGCCAACUACCCCUAUUUCGACCCCAAGACUCGCGGCCUCGAUUUCACUGGCAUGCUCCACGCUCUACGCUCCGCUCCCUCCGGCUCCAUCAUCCUGCUCCACGCAUGUGCACACAACCCCACGGGCGUCGACCUCACCCGCGACCAAUGGAAAGAAGUAGCGGCCGUCAUGCGCCAACGCAACCUGUUCCCGUUCUUCGACACCGCCUAUCAGGGCUUCGCCUCGGGCGAUCUCAACCGCGAUGCAUGGGCGGUGCGCUACUUCAUCGAGCAGGGCUUCGAGCUAUGUGUCGCCCAGUCAUUCGCCAAGAACUUCGGCCUCUAUGGCCAGCGCACCGGCGCCUUCCAUUUCGUAUCUGCCCCGGGUGCGGAGGCCCAGACCGCCAAUGCCAACAUCGCCAGCCAGCUGGCCAUCCUCCAGCGGUCGGAGAUCUCUAAUCCUCCUGCCUACGGCGCCGUCAUUGCCAGUCGGGUCCUGAAUGACCCCGUCCUAUUUGCUCAGUGGGAGGAGGAUCUCCGUACGAUGAGUGGUCGUAUUGCGGAGAUGCGCACGGGUCUGCGACAGCGUCUCGAGAGCAAGGGAACCCCCGGGACUUGGGAACAUAUCACGAAUCAGAUCGGAAUGUUCAGUUUCACAGGGUUGUCCGAGCCGCAGGUUAAGUUGUUGCGUGAUAAGUGGCAUGUCUACAUGACUAAGAAUGGCCGUAUCUCCAUGGCGGGUCUGAAUACGCAUAAUCUGGAUUACUUUGCAGAGGCGGUGGAUAGCGUAGUGCGAGAAACAUCAUAG
Messenger RNA from Aspergillus tanneri, 1314 nucleotides. Its product is annotated as aspartate aminotransferase. Gene Ontology annotation, molecular function: L-aspartate:2-oxoglutarate transaminase activity; pyridoxal phosphate binding. Gene Ontology annotation, cellular component: cytosol. Lineage: Eukaryota; Fungi; Ascomycota; Eurotiomycetes; Eurotiales; Aspergillaceae. The transcript has 4 exons. Gene Ontology annotation, biological process: L-aspartate biosynthetic process. The record is from RefSeq and is a predicted model, not a curated record. Bases 1 to 1314 code for a protein of 437 amino acids.